UGAAUGACUUAGAGAGAAAGAUGAUGAGAAAUGCAUGAUUCCGGGAAUUAAUCCACCCACAGCAUACGAAACCCAAAGUACACAGAACAGAAAAGAGAGGAGAGAGAAACUCAGCCAACAAAAAUCAAUUCAAUCAAAAUCCAUUUCUGUCAACAACAAAAAAAAAUAAAACCUAAUUUGAAAUCAAUUUGAAAUCGAAUCGAAGAAUUAGGCCAGAGGUUUAACAAUGGCGAAUUUGUAUGUAAAAGCGUCGCCACCAGCGGAUCUGAAUAGGAACACAGAGUGGUUUACAUAUCCAGGAGUUUGGACAACAUACAUCUUGUUCCUCUUCUUUUCAUGGCUUCUUGUUCUCUCUAUCUUUGGUUGUUCUCCUGGUAUGGCUUGGACCGUCGUCAAUCUCCUUCACUUCCUUGUCACGUAUCAUUUCUUUCACUGGAAGAAAGGUACCCCGUUCUCUGAGGAUCAGGGCAUAUAUAAUCGCUUGACUUGGUGGGAACAAGUCGACAAUGGGAAGCAGCUUACACGUAACAGGAAAUUCUUGACUGUUGUGCCUGUGGUGCUGUAUCUGAUAGCCUCGCAUACAACAGAUUACCAGCAUCCGAUGCUUUUCUUGAACACAAUUGCAGUGAUGAUUUUGGUUGUAGCCAAAUUCCCACACAUGCACAAAGUCCGGAUCUUUGGUAUCAAUGGUGAAUAAUAAUAGUAAGGAAGUUAAGGCAGUUCGCUCGUUAACACUCAAAGGUGACUUCUGAUCCUUUUUCCAUGAGCUGUUGGAAGGAACACUACUGUAUAGGAAUACCAGAAAGGAAAAAACGGUUAUGGAUGAUGUAAUGCUUUUGUAUCACCUAAACUUCUGCCUACUCUCCAAAGAGAUGAUGAACAAAUAAAAUAGUUACUAUCUAAUGUACAGAAUCAUUUGCAUGUUCUUUUAGAUUUUAUGAUAUGAGCAUGAUUUUGGUGUUUUCGGUUGUGUUAUUAUAUGCCAAGAACCUUUUAAUCUGUAAUGGAAGAGAGACUGUUUUACUAGAUUGUUAUUAGUAUUUAUCAAUAUCUGUGAUUUUAGCUUCAGAAUUGAAGCCUGUAUUGAAAUUGUAUUCACUGCUUAUGAGUUAUGGAUUUGUUAAUUGUAUGUUUGA
Molecule: messenger RNA, 1136 nt
Organism: Spinacia oleracea (spinach)
Lineage: Eukaryota; Viridiplantae; Streptophyta; Magnoliopsida; Caryophyllales; Amaranthaceae
Exons: 3
Coding region: 227-697 (156 amino acids)
Cellular component (GO): endoplasmic reticulum membrane
Source: RefSeq, a predicted model, not a curated record